UGUGGGUACGUCUCUAAGUUCCUCUUGUUCGUAAGACUGAUAAGUUCCUUUUGUUUGUUUUAAGACUGAGGCUGUUAAUAAUCCCUCCAGGCAUAUCAAUACUGAGCACAACACAUAUGUACACAUAUAUACACAUAUACACUACAUCUAUAUCUGCAUGUGCGCGUACAUAGACACGUCUACACAUUGUACACAAACAUAACACGUACACGCAUGUACAAACUAUUACUCGCAAAUCCGCAACCAUGAAUAAUCUGAGCAUUACAACCAAUUCCGUGCCGGUCAAAUCAGCCAAAUCAGCCUUGCGUAAGGCCAUUCACGAUAAUACAGCUAGAUCGCGUACUGUAACUAUCGCCUGUAAACCCCCCACAUUGGGCUUGGGUAUGAUGAUGGAUCCCGUGUCUUGUGUACGUUUAUCAGCAAAGACUAUAUCUGAUGGGGAAAGGGUCAAAUCUGAGGAAGUAAGGCGUGUUAAUUGGGGGGAAUGUAAUCUCAUCUCAUGUACGUAUGGACCAGAGGAAUACGAUCGCACGUGUGAGGUGCUUCCGUAUUUUCGCUGGAAUGCUAAGCAGCAACGCAACUUACUGCAAGAACUAAAAGCAGAGCUUAAGGACGUGUAUGUACACCCAAGUUCGCCCAGUGCAAUGAGUUCAACUAUCAUGCCAUAUAAGGAAGACAUUCCCAUAUUGAAGGAGUGGAGUACGAGGUUAGCUAGUCUGUUUCACAGACUCACACAGCCGUCGCCGAGUGUUGUUGAUGACCCCGGGGAUGCGCCCUACGAUCCUAACAGCACACAGCACUUUGUCGCAAGAGGUUUAUGAAGGUUGUGAUCAGUUGCUGGGUUAUCGACAUCUUGUGAUGAGGUGAAUAUCAACAUAAGGUGUAUCGCAUAAUGCGUAAGCUGACUAGAUCAACAGUGUUAGCAAUCUCAGCAACUGGGUUUUAGGGUUGUUGAGGUGUAUGACUGUAUAAGGGGAAACAGCAGCUUAGAUCAAGUAUGAUAGCAAUACCAGCGAGAGGGUCAUGAAGGUAGUGCGCAUGAUGUGCGCAAGAGUCAUCACAUUAGCAGAUUUGAUCAAUCGAGAUAACAUCGUGCCAGCGUAACAUCGAAACGUACAAGUGGAUUUGAAGCAACGAUACAGUACAACUCUUUGGCGCGAAAGGCUUAUGACCAUGUACACUUGUACUGAGGUGUAUCACAGGAAGCACAUACGUGAGCAGAUUAGAUCAGUCACGAUAGCAACUUUUCAAAAAUAUCAUGAAGGUAAGUUUAUGAAGUCGUCCCAUGAGGGGUAGGAGAGAUAUCACAUACAUC
Sphaeroforma arctica JP610 is the source of this 1315-nucleotide messenger RNA. RefSeq lists its product as hypothetical. The record is from RefSeq and is a predicted model, not a curated record. Lineage: Eukaryota; Ichthyosporea; Ichthyophonida. The transcript has a single exon. The coding region runs from base 246 to 821 and encodes 191 amino acids.